CUGCGGUGCGGUGUCGGGCCGGCGGCGCGGCGCAGUGCAGGAGCCGGAGCCGGAGCCGGACCGGGAGCGCGGCCGCGGCCGGGCGCGGGCAGCACCGCCGCUUCGCUGGCGUCUGGCGGGGCGGCGGCGGCAGCAGCAGCAGCAGCGGCAGACUGCGGCCGGCGGGUCUCGCCGCGCCCCCUCGCUGUUCUCUCCCUCCCCCCGCCCGGGUCCCGCGGGUGCAGCAUGAAGUGCAGCGAUGGCCCGGAGAGGUAAGACGGCGGUGAGGACGCUGGAAGACCUGACGCUGGACUCCGGGUAUGGUGGCGCGGCGGACUCGGUGCGCUCCUCCAACUUGUCGCUGUGCUGCUCGGAUUCGCACCCCGCGUACCCCUAUGGAGGAAGCUGCUGGCCGCACCUAACUGACUCCAUGCACAGUCGGCACAACAGCUUCGACACCGUCAACACCGUCCUAGCGGAAGACUCCGAGGUGCUGGACUGCGCGGGGCAGCAGUGCUCCCGGCUCCUGCCCGACCUUGAGGAGGUCCCCUGGAGCCUGGAGGAGGUGGAGGCGCUGCUGCUGCCGCCGCCGCCGCCGCCGCCGCGCCGGGAGCCGCGGGCGCCGGGCACCGCCGCCGCCAGCCCCGGGAGCCGGGAUGCGGCGGCGCGGCUCUCGACGCUGGUGAGCCGGGCGCUGGUGCGCAUCGCCCGGGAAGCGCAGCGGCUGAGCCUCCGCUUCGCCAAGUGCACCAAGCACGAGGUGAGGAGCGCCAUGGAGAUCGUCCUGGGCUGGACGCUGGCUGCCCGCUGCACGGCGGCCGCCCUCGGCGCCCUCUCCCUCUACAACAUGAGCGGCAGCGGCGGCGACCGCUUCAGCCGCGGCAAAUCGGCGCGCUGCGGGCUGGCCUUCUCCGUGGGCAAGUUCUACCGCUGGAUGGUGGACAGCCGCGUGGCCCUGCGCAUCCACGAACACGCCGCCAUCUACCUCACCGCCGGCACCGAGAGCCUUUUCCGCGACAUCCACGCGCGGGUGCUGGCCGGCCCCGCCGCCCCGCUCCCGCCGCCCGGCCGCCCCCCGACCGCCGCCGCCGCCGGCCCGGCCGAGAAGGAGAAGGAGAAGGAAGGCGGCGAGGCGCCCCGCUUCACUCUGGAGGCGUUGGAGCAGACGGUCAACAACGACCCCGAGCUCUGGGGUUUGCUCCAGCCCUACCAGCACCUCAUCUGCGGCAAGAACGCCAGCGGUGUUCUCUGCCUGCCGGACAGCUUGAACCUUCACAAGGACCAGCAAAGGUCAAACAAGCCUGGAGAAGUGCAGAUGUUCAGCCAGUCAGAGCUAAGGACCAUCGAGCAGUCUUUACUUGCUACGCGCGUGGGGAGCAUUGCUGAACUCAGCGACCUGGUGUCUCGAGCGAUGCACCACCUCCAGCCCCUCAACGCCAAGCAGCACGGGAACGGGACGCCGAUGCACCAGAAGCAGGGAUCGCUCUACUGGGAGCCGGAGGCUCUGUACACCCUCUGCUACUUCAUGCACUGUCCGCAGAUGGAGUGGGAAAACCCCAACGUGGAGCCAUCAAAAGUCACGCUGCAGACCGAGAGGCCGUUCAUUGUGCUGCCUCCCCUGAUGGAGUGGAUACGAGUUGCCGUGGCUCACGCGGGGCACCGUCGCAGUUUCUCGGUGGACAGCGAUGACGUACGGCAGGCGGCGAGGCUCUUACUGCCGGGAGUUGACUGCGAACCUCGACAGUUAAAAAUCGACGACUGUUUUUGUGCAUCUCGGAAACUGGAUGCAGUUGCCACUGAAGCGAAGUUCAAGCAAGACCUGGGUUUCCGGAUGCUCAACUGUGGCCGAACAGAUCUGGUUAAACAAGCCAUAUCCUUGCUGGGGCCGGAUGGGAUUAACAGCAUGAGUGAACAGGGCAUGACUCCACUGAUGUAUGCUUGUGUCAGGGGUGAUGAGGCUAUGGUGCAGAUGCUGCUAGAUGCUGGAGCAGAUCUGAAUGCUGAGGUUGUCAGUACUGCUCAUAAAUACCCAUCCGUCCACCCUGAGACCCGCCAUUGGACAGCUCUGACAUUUGCUGUGUUGCAUGGACAUAUUCCUGUAGUUCAGCUGUUGCUGGAUGCUGGAGCAAAGGUAGAAGGUUCCUUGGAGCAUGGAGAGGAAAAUUACUCUGAAACUCCUUUACAGUUGGCAGCAGCUGCUGGAAAUUUUGAACUGGUCAGUUUGCUGUUGGAGCGAGGAGCUGACCCCAUGAUAGGAACGAUGUACAGGAACGGCAUUUCCAUGACUCCACAAGGUGACAUGAACUCUUUCAGUCAGGCUGCUGCACAUGGACACAGCCAUCCAGAGGAACAUAGAUACAGGAACGUCUUUCGUAAGCUGCUUGCUCAGCCGGAGAAGGAGAAGAGCGAUAUUCUGUCGCUGGAGGAGAUCCUGGCUGAGGGGACGGACUUGCCCGACUCGGCGGCAGCUCCGCUCUGUGCCAGCCGCAACAGCAAGGCCAAGCUGAAAGCCCUGAAGGAGGCCAUGUACCACAGCGCCGAGCACGGCUACGUGGAUGUGACCAUUGACAUUCGGAGCAUAGGUGUUCCCUGGACACUGCACACGUGGCUGGAGUCCUUGCGCACGUCCUUCCAGCAGCACAGACGACCCCUCAUCCAGUGCUUGCUAAAGGAAUUCAAGUCCAUUCAGGAAGAAGAGUACACGGAGGAGCUCAUCACACAAGGGUUGCCUCUGAUGUUUGAGAUACUGAAAGCCAGCAAGAACGAAGUGAUCAGCCAGCAGCUCUCUGUCAUAUUCACUCAUUGCUAUGGACCCUACCCUAUUCCAAAGCUCGUUGAAAUUAAGCGCAAGCAGACCUCUCGCCUAGAUCCCCAUUUUCUUAACAACAAAGAGAUGUCAGAUGUUACAUUUCUGGUGGAAGGAAGACCAUUUUAUGCACACAGAGUGUUGCUAUUUACUGCAUCCCCAAGGUUUAAAGCAUUGCUGUCUAGCAAGCCCUCAUCUGAUAGUACUUGUAUUGAGAUCAACUAUGUGAAGUACCCCAUCUUUCAGCUGGUUAUGCAAUAUCUUUAUUAUGGAGGUGCAGAGUCACUCCUGAUUAAAAAUAAUGAAAUUAUGGAGCUUCUCUCUGCUGCUAAAUUUUUCCAGCUUGAAGCUUUACAACGACACUGUGAGAUCAUUUGUGCAAAAAGCAUUAAUACAGAAAACUGCGUGGAUAUUUAUAAUCAUGCGAAGUUUCUCGGAGUGACAGAACUUUCUUCCUAUUGUGAAGGCUACUUUCUAAAAAAUAUGAUGGUCCUCAUUGAAAACGAAGCUUUCAAACAGCUGUUGUAUGACAAGAAUGGAGAAACGUCUGGUCAAAAUGUACUACAGGACUUACAGAGGACGUUGGCCACAAGGAUUCAGUCAAUUCAUUUGUCUUCUUCAAAGGGCUCCAUUGUGUAAAGCUGAGGAAGACGGUAACCCUCUAAUAAAGACCCUGCAAGUUAAGUCUGCUGUUGCAGUUGCUUAAUCCCGUUGCAGUUGCUUAAAUGACUACAAAAAAAAAAAAAAUUUAAAAAUUCUACUUCGCAUCCAAAUAGUUCUGUUUUGGCCAAAGGUGCUGUGCUGGGACUGCAGCCCCGUUUGGAUGAGGGAAUAUAGAAAACAAAGCUCCUCCGUGUUUUUGAGCAAACGGGAUAUAAGAGUAUCCAGUGAAUCGCUGUUGUACUCAAAUUCCGAACACACGCGCGUCGUCGUGCAGCUCGAUGCCAACAAAAGCCAGAACUCACAUCAGUGAACAGCAGAAGCCCCUGCCUGAGCAGUGGUGCAGGGAAAAACCCGAAUUGACCGGUUAAUCGUUUAAGGUGGAUUUGUUCCAGUGUUACCCGUUUAAGAACUAUAUCUAUCCUGGAGUCCAUUAUCUCGUGCAUUUAAGAAAUGUAAGAACUGUUAUUGCUGUCGAGCAAAGGUCAACUGUAUUAGAGAGUGGGUAAGACUGUUACAGCUGAGGAAAUAUACUGGCAGAUUUUUAAGGGUGGGAACUUUUUAAAUUGUUCAUAAAAAAUAACGGGGUGGCCUUGUAGUUUAAAAACUAUUUCUUAAGCUUAAAAUUUCAUUUUCGACAGAGCUGUGUUUGAGAAUCUAUGUAACAUGUUUUGUUUUUUUAAAUGGUAAAAUGUACAUUGUGUAAACAUAUAUAUGAUCAAGUUUUGCUUGUAUUCUUUCCUAGGGUGGUAUAAUCUUGCCUAACAGGCUAUGGUUACACCAAAGAGGUACAUUACCCAGACUAUCUCUAAUACAGUAGUUGGGGGGGCAGGAGAACUGCAUGCUACUCGUGAUUUGGGGUUAAAAACAAUGACAAACUCAACAUGCAUUUGCAUGGUAACUGUACCUGUGAAAUGUUACGUUUGUGCUUUGUUUCGCCAAGACAAAUGCAAUGUUACUUCUUGUCAAACUUCAUUUGUGAAAUUAGCAUAUUUUUUUAUUUGGUGCGAUUGGUUGUGAUAUGAUACCCCUGGAGACCCUUCUCGAGAUGCUGAUUUCUGUUUGUUACAGUGAAGGGAUAAUAACAGAUCUUUACUUCAGUAAUGUGUUGAUACUUUGCUACUGGCCAGAGAUUGUGUCCAAGUUAGACUUUUUUAAAUUAUAAUUAAAUAUGUACUAUAGAAUGAUUUCUCACUGUAUCCUGAGAAUGUAUAGGUUAUCUACAAUGCAGGGUUUGGGUGGGGUGGGAUGGGGGAUGUGAUUUAAUGUCAAAGCUUCAUUUCUUUUGCAGCAUAUUGUUAGCAAGACAAAUCGGCUACGUGCCACAACAUUCCUGAUGCUCUGUCUCUGAAAACCACAGCAAGAAGUAGGCAAAGAUGUUGCCUUCUCCAUGGCAAAGAGACAUUAAUAUAUUUAUUUUCUAGCAUGCUGUUCAGAAACUGUGCCCAGUUCAUAGACUUUAGAAGUUUUAUUUUGACAGUGCAUGUUAACCUCUUGUUCUUUUGCUGAAGUAUCUACGUCAGGUGCUCUUCAAUGCCGAUAGCUUUUGGCAUGCUCAGAGAACACAGUUUUGGCUUUAGUAAUCAACACGGUAGGAAGCUGUUUUAUGACUCUGAGGUGUAAAUCCUCCUGUGUGCUUGGUCUUUUAAAGCCUCUACAGUUCCUGCAACAAAUUACAAAAAUGUCUAAACUGUCAUUAAUGUCACAGAGACACAGUGUGUCAGUCAAUUAGACUUUUGUUUUCUGCAUAGUAGAUGUUCACACAAGAUGUUGUCUGGAACAUUUAGGUAAUGGCAACUUCUCUGUGAAUGUUGCGAUCUUAGAGAAGCGAGACCAUGGUUGAUGCAAUAGCAACACGCAGGGGUGCUUGUGUCUUUUGGUGUGGUCCUCAUCCAUGGAAACCCAUCCUUCUAUGUCAAUGAUAACUGGAUAGGAGCAGACCUGACCCCACAGCUUCAUGGUUUAAAAUAGCAAAAUUUUUCAAACAGCAAUCAUGAUACUAAAAUUCUUCCCUUGGGUACAUGCGUAGUGCCCAACGAAGUCACUGGGAGUUGCAUACACAUAUAUCUAUCGGCAAAAUGGCUUUUUCUGGGAAACAUGCCCACAACUAUGCUUGUGGAUAGUCUGGCAUCUAAUGCUAUAAUGAUAGCCACGGGUGUUGUGCCCCUGUUUCUAGCUCAAAUCCUAACUGCGCUUUGGUAAGGGGAUGUAGAGUCCUGUGUGCACAGGCUGCCCCUGGAAGGUGACGUCUUUUGGGCAUUUUGUAGGAACCUGCCUGGACUCAUUAGGAAGGAAACGCUGGUAACUGUGCUAGUUGUUCUGAUGAGUUGAGAGUAUCUGUGGUAACAUCUACUGGUUUUCUUUCAGAGGUAAAGGGCUUAAUAUGUCCUUCAGUGGCCGUACGUGAACGGAGUGGUCAGUGUGUUUGGGCACUCAAAACCAAACACGAGCCAAAGGCUCUAGGGACAGAGCGCAGCUCCCUCCGAACACACGCUGCGCAAGUCUGCCGGCAGAGCUGCAUCAGCCCGUGCAUUCGUGUGUCCCGUUGCUCCUUCGGAGGCUUGUGAAUCUGGAUGGCUGAGCACAACAGAAAGCGUGGCACCCGCUGCUGCCACGAGAUCUGCUUUGCUGGUGUCUAGCAAAUGGUAGGAGAGAACAAGCCCCAAGAAGCUAUCGUUCAAAGCUGUUACAGGAAGAGAUUGCGGCUCUUGAUUUAUAAGGGAAUAACUUUUGCCCUUCAGAACGCUGGUAGUCCCAAAGUCAUAGACGUAUAGCUGAAAGGAACCUUAAAAAAAAAGAAUCAUGACUCAAUUCUUAUUCGACCUGUGACUCCCAUCACUUUUGCCAGAGGAAGAGCCAGCCCCUGUGUAACCCUGGCAGUUAUUUCUCCUGGAAGUAGUCAGCAGACCUUUGUGGAUCCACAGACCAGAGUUUGAAAACUGCGAUUUUAGUCCACCUCUCCUGCUGUGAGGCUGGGUGAGGUCUAGCUGAACCACACCAGACAGUGUGCAGCUUGCAAGCUUUUGAAACGUCCAGCGACGGGCAUCCAUGAUCUUCACCAACCUCAUAAUCAGAAGGUUUUCCUAAGAGACUAUUUGGAAUUUUUUUACUGCAAAUUGAGCCACUUUUCCUUCAAGCCCUGAUUGACAGGAGGAACAGAUGAUCUUACAAGAUCUUCUUACAAGAUUAUUCUAUGUAUGAGAGGAAUUAUCCUACUUUCCUAGUUCCUUUGCUAGUAUUUUCUAGGUCUCUGAUUUUUCCUGGCAUUCCCCUCAUGACUCCCCAGUUUCCCCAAAAUGCAGUACUCCCACAGGGGUUUUAUACAGUAACAAGCAAAGCAGAGUAACUGUCUCCUGUGGUUUAUGUAAAGCAUAUCAGAAAAUAUAUCCUGCAAUAUUUUCUACAAGAACAUCCCAUGGCUGACUUUGAUCUAGUCUGUCUUCUGUUAUAAUUCCUGGGUACUUCACUGCUGCUUUCCCAGGACUUCGCAUUUUUAUUUGUGCAUUUGUUUACUAUACCUUCCAAAGUAUAACACUUUCAACUUGUCUUUAGUGCAUUUGUUCUGCUUUAAUUGGGGCAAUUUCCCCACUUCAUCAAGAUCAAUUGCAAUUCUGAUCCUGUCUUCUGGCCUGUUUCAUAAUCUCCAAACUUUAUUGUAUGUGGCUUCAUGCGUGGAUUUUUCAUUCCAUUAAUCUGGGGCUGAGGGGGAAGGGCUCUAUUGUCAAUUUAAUCUAAAAAGCAGUGUGAGUUUCGGCGGGUGCCCAUGAAUGCCAUCACUAUCAGAUAAGGCUCUUUCCAGCAGAGCAUUUUAUUAGCAUUUUUUAGAGAGAUGUUGUUACCAUCUUAGAAAAUAAAAAGCCUUCUACUUCUUUAGUCUUUGUAUGAGUUGCAAUAAUUUAUGAAUUUUGAGGGAAAAUAUUGCCUCCAAUCUAGGUGAAAUGGAAAAAAAUACAACAUCGUUAGAAAAACUUGUGAUUUUCUUUUUCUUUCUUUCUUUCUUUUUUUUUUCAAUCGUAACUUUCCAGCCUGUAAUGUGUGGAGGGCUGUUUCGGUUCCUUUCCAUCUGUCUUUUUUAUACUAAUCCACUGCUGUAAUAUUUGAGGACUUACAGGCAUCCUGCCCCUGCCUCACUGCAGAUCUUUCUUUCUGCCUCUCUACAAGGGUCCUCCCUUAGUUUCCAGAAUUUCCUCACAUUUUCACUUUGCCUCACGUGCUGCCAGUUUCCACACUUCCCAGUUUUUUUACUCUAGAGCCCUGCUGGAUCCCUUCCCAAGCCCGGAAAGGGUAUCUGUGUCCUCCUGAAUGGGCAAUUUUCCAAUAAUUGUCUUGAGAGCUGGGAAGAGAAAAGGAUGGGGAAUGUAGGAGGGCAGAGGUUUUAGACAUCACAGAGAAGGGCUGGUAUUCUUUUCACAACAAAUUUCAGCACUGUCUACUUGUUUCUCAGAUUUUCCCCUGAUAUAUUCCUUACGCCUGCUGUCCUCUAAACACAGCUGGUGGCCAGAUGCUCUCCAUUCUGGAAAAGGGCCAGCUUUCUUAAUGGCUAAGACUUUUUUUUUCCCCAGCUAAAACUUUGCCUGCUUGGUCCCAGCUUCGGAGUAGAUUUGUGCAAAUGUCUGUUAAAGACAGAGGAAACAUCUUUAAAGAGGUGUGAAGGCUUAGUAGCCAGGCUUCUAUUGGCACCAGUGAAAGCUGCUUGCUGAAUCCUCCACGUGCUGCUUUUGACACUGAGCCUUUUCGUAUUGAAUAUCCACUGGCUUCAUACCAAACAUUGCACAAGUCCUGGAUGGGCUGCAGUGUGUGGUGUGCUCAGGGCUUUCGGAAAUUCUAGUUUUGUUUCAGAGUGUAGCACAAUGUGCUGCUCUUUGAAGAUUAAAAGAAAAAAGGGAAUUCCUCAGUUUGUUCUGAAAUAAAGUGCUCUGAGGUGGUGCAGUGAGAAAAAAGAGAGGGCAUCUCUUCUUCCCCCCUUGUACCUGUCUAAAAUCAGAGGAGGGUUCUGUAAUGGCAUGCAGUGCAACUCUAGGUCUGUGAGGACUCAGGCAUACAGGACCCUCUUUAAGUGGGGUUUUUGUGUUCAGGAAAAAUACAGGUGGUGGUAAAGUUCACACAUCCACAUACUCAAGGCAAGGCUCAGGCCAUCCUAGAGAAAAAGCCACUCCUAGUACUCUUUGUGGGUUAAAUCCUAGGAGAAGCUGAGAACCUGCAGAACUUGUCGAAGUCAGUUGCAGGUAUUUGGUGUCCCUCAGGAGCUGACUCUUGUCUUAAAAAUAUUGCUGCAAGAUGACAUCCUGAAGCCUGCAUUCACUAAAGCUGCCUCUGAAGUUAGUGGAUGAAUUUUUUUGUUUGAAGAAUGAGAGUUACCUAAAGUCAAAGACUUGAAGAUAGUUCGUUUGACAAAGUGUCUUUCAUGUGAGGCUCUGCAAGCGCUUUACAGAAAUGAAGGGCCUGAUGUUGCUUUCGUCCUCUGGCCCAGAGAUCUUGAAAGAGAUAAGCAUUUAAAAAGCUGCUUAGGAUUUGUCCUAAUGUUUAAUACACCAGCUUGCAGAAAGUUAGCCUUGAAAUAGCAGUCAAAUAAUAUCUGAAACCCCCAUAGACGAGCACAUCACUAAUUUUAGAUGUCUGCCUACAAGCACAACAUUUAUAUCUCUAACUCGCAGCACUUCCAAUCACAUCUUCCAUACAUUUAUAACAAAAUUAAUGUUUUGUUAUUUUUUAAACUUGUUAUUUAUUUUGAGGUAGGGACCGUUACCUUCAGUGGGUGAAAACUGAGGCUGCCCACUGACCAGAUUAUCACAUUUUCAGUAGAAUUGCACCUGACCUACCAUUUAUAACUGGCCUCCAAGGGCAAAAAAUAGCAAAGCUGAGUCUUCAGCUGUGAGUCAAUGAUCCGUGAGUUCAAUGAGACCGCUGCUGAAAACAUUACAAAUGCAAUGCCCAAAGCAGAAGGAAAAUCUGGAAACCCGCAGAAGCUAAUGGGCAUUUGUCAGCUGCCUUCACUGAGCCCGAGAACUGGGGAAGCAAGCUCAGUGUGGAUAGGAGGGGGGUAUUCAAUUUCUUUUUGUUGCCAUUAAACUGUCAUUCUUUCGGCUUGGUUCAAGGUUCCUUGCAUGGAACAGCUAUGGAUGGCCUAGUGUGUGUUUAUCUUAGGUGCAUGCAGAGGGCUCAAAAUGUGGUAUCUCAUGUUCUCAAGUCAGUAGUCUCAGUACACGAUGUUUUUUGUGCUUUGCUUGGACUGCUUGUCACUAAAACACCCAGGAGACAUGGCAGCAACUUAAAAGAGAGGUUGCAUUGGCUGGAUAGGUUAAAUUCUACAAACAUCUUGUGUUUUGCAAGCUGUGUUGUUUAGCUGACUAAAUCUGUCCACCUGAUUGUACGUAAUGUACCAGAACAGCAAUUUUGGUGUUUGUUUUCCUUUGGAGAGGCAUUUUUCAUCCUUCUUCAGGCUUACAGUUUUGUUCUUUCAUCCUGAAGAGGUGAUGACACUGUGUGAACGGGCAUGCUUAGAUUAGGCACAGGUUUCUGUCUGUGUUGGAUGGCACGCUAACGAAGAGGUCUCGGUAAGGGAAGAGGAUUAGGUACAAGAAUUUGAAUGUCUAAUCCCAGAUCUUUGCCUUGGAUUCCAGAGGUAUAGUGUUCCCCUUUUCCUGCUUCAUUUGUUCUCCCAACUCAGAGCUUCCAUGAAAUCGGCGGGGAGGGCAGAAGGCAGGGCAGGAGGAGAGGAGGAAGCAGCCCCAUCUCCCAGCCCUUGCUCGGCAUCCCCAACCAGCCCAGUUGGCUCCGGUCUCUUCAGAGCUCACACAGAGGGUUUGCUUGGUCCCACUGCUCAGAUAUGGCCAUGGAGCUCUAGCAAUUGGCAGUUUUUCUUUGUCCUUAUAAAUAUCUCCAGUGCCGCAGCUGCAAGAUCAAAUUUGCCUGAACCCCUUUGUGUGUGGUUAACUUUGGUCUUUCCACUUCCCAUCAUCUCUGCUGCUGUGUUUUCAUUAAAACUUCCAUUACUCGGCUUUGCCCAGCACAGUGAGAGGCAAUCUUGUUUCUUAUUGCCUUUCUAAAGCAAACAAAGACAGGGAAAAAAACUCCCUGAAAUACCCAAUCAGAAAUCAUUCAUGGUUUAAAAUAAGCCACAUUAGAAAAUGGAGAUGCUCAGACACACAAAAAAAAGAAAGCCACUUUAGAAAAAGCCAGUGUGUUAGGAGGUCAUUUUAAUUAAUUAAGGUCAAAGCCUUAACACCUCAUAUGUUCUGGCAGGGACGGAUUAACAUGGUUCAAAACAUCUGGACUUGUUCAAGCCACAGGUUCAAGAAGAGUCCAGCCUUACCCUUUCCCCUUCCCAGCAGUGGAUAAAUUGACUAUCCUAUAGCUUAGUACGUGAGAGGCUUUCAAAUGAGCCUUUCCAAAGUCUGGUUCUCCCUGUUCUGCGUAGCUUUUAAAGAGCUCACAGCACAUCUGCGGGCUGAGAUUUGCUCCUGAGCACGGUCGAAAGCCCCUGCGCCCCAGCGCUGGCUGCGCCUCACUGGGGCAGAAGGUAGGAAGGAGCACAGGAAGCCCCUGGAGCCUCAUCGGAGUGAAAGCUGCUUCCCCAGCGUCCGAGCAUUCACUUGAUCAAAUACCCUGCUUCACUGCUCAAGCCUGGGUAGACCACUGAUAGACAAAUUUGGGACAGUCGGUUCAAUACCUUGGGAACUGAUUUUUGCCUUGCAAUUAUUGAGCCAGUGACUAAUUGUGCCAUUUGGGGACGUGGUAAAAUGUGCAGUCUUCCUUGAGUUGUGAGUUUAUGUCUAUCCAUUGAAGAAUACAAGGACUAAAGGAAAGUAUCUGAGAGCUUCUUGACCUCAUGUUCCUGGCUAACUUCCAAUUAAUACUAGAAAAACUCGACCUAUUUUAAGUCCCAUCAGUACCUUUUGACCAGUAUGUUGCUUCUGGUCUGUAUUUCUCUGAGUGUUGCAGCUGCUGUACAGCCGUAUGUGCUGUACCAGUGGGGAGUAAUGGUGCCUGAGCAUUAUGCAUACAGUAAAUAAGUAAAUCCCACUCUCUGCAAUGCAGGACGUUCCUUCCACUGGUCUCCUCAGCAUGAUGUGGAAGGUUGAAUAAUGCAUCUCUGGUGUUUAAAGCCCCAAGAUAAAGUCAAUGCUCUCUUUCCCCACUCUUUCUUCACUCUGCCAGCUUACCACACAGCAGAGGGAUCCGGAUCCUGCGUUUUUUGAAUCGUAGGGAAGACCAGUAGAAAAAAAACCACAGGAAAUACAACAUUCUCUCACACACACAUACACACAGCCAGUAACAGGUGGGCUGCUAGAGUGUCCUUGAGUCCUGCUCACCUGAAAGCUUGUUGUAAUGCCAUUUGUGCAUUAGUUAUCCUCAGAGCAGGCUUUUGGUUAGGUUGAAGUCUGGAAAGCAUCUCAAGUCAUUGAGGACGGAAGUGGCGUUGUAAAAUAAUUUGUUCUGUAUCAUCCAAGCCGUGCAUUUUCUGCUUCUUUGUGGGUUUUAGUGUUGUGUUGGUUGGUUUGGGUUUUUUUUAGGGAAGAAAAGGUUAAGCAUAUGUAAUGCUUUGGAUUUUCUGUCCAUGGUUAUCUUUGUGUGUUUGUAUGUGCGAGAGAGAGGGAGAGAGAGACGGACAGUAAAUAGAUCUACAGGAUAUGUUACGAGGCGUGAAAUCAUGUUUGUAGUGAGUUUUCUUGUUAAUGACAGUGAGCCUUCCUUGAUGCUAGGCAUUAAUGCAGUAUCCAUUAGUGCAGCUAAACCUCCCUCUGCUCCACUUUCCCAACUGGGUUUCAUUUUGUACCUAGUUUAGCAUUUAUAAAUAUUUGAUACAAAGUUCAAGAAGUAAUUUACAUGUUAAAUGAAAGAUAUAUGAAUGUUCUAGGAAAAAUACAAGUUAAGAUGCUACUAUAACAUCUUUCACAAACCAAACAUGAAAGCAUGAUGAAAUUUGCCCCAUUAAAAUCGCUGGAAGCCUUUUUAUUGAUUUUUCUAGUCUGUGGAUUAGGUCUGUUUUCCAUCUCUCUUUCAUACUAUGUCACCUUUGAAGUCUUUGCACAUCUUGCACUUUCCAAGCCGAAUGCAUAUCUGUAAUUAGAAAACACAAUCUUGAUCUUUAAAUGGGGAAGCAAUCCUUCCUCUGUCAUCCACUUCUGAAGGGCUGGUUUUGUAUCUUUAUGUUUACCAUUGAAAACAACAGCUGAAUGGGGAAAUCCCAGUGCGAGCAUCCUGAAAAGACGAAGAGCUAGCACUGUCUGUGGGAAAACUCUUUGCUUCCUUCCUCCCUCUUCACAUCCACUCCCACUUGUCCCUAAGAUGUCUUUGGACUUAGAGCUAGAAAAGAAAAAUGAAAACAAGAGGAAAGGAUAUGCUAGAAAUAAGAUGGUUUCUAGAACAGUGCAGAACCAUCAGGUGUAAUCUUGGGUUUUUGCAGGUUUUAGGCAGACUCCUAAUUGCAUUUGUUACGAUUGUUAUGAAUUUGGGUUUGGGUUUUUUUCUAGCAGAGUAGUUUUGUUUGCUGCUGUCCAUUGUUGAGGUUGUAUGGGAAGGUUUCACUUCAUUUUUAUUGAGAAACAAAUGAAAGAUCACACAACCCAACAGUAAUCAUCAGCAAACACAGAGAUAUUGUCCUCCAUCCCACAGCUGUAGCUUAAAUGCUGGUUUGUGGCUUCACAGGCAUGUUUGAGGUCAUCUACAAUUAACAACACAGGUGAAACUUCCUUCCCCUUUGCUUAUCCAUUUAUGGUGGAUAAAAAUAAAAUAGCAGAGAGUCAGAGUAUAGACAAUAGGAUGGCAGAUGUUUUUCAAUAGAGAAAGAGUAUAGCUAAGAAAUACAAAUGUUUCUGGAACCAAAUAUUUUUCCUCAAAAAGACAGAUAGACAUCUGUAGCUCGUUCGAAGAUGUCAGUCUCUCAAGUCUGUUAGAUGCUUUUGAAAAUUGCCUGUUUCGUGCUGUUAAUGUUCCAGAGCAAACCGUUCCACUGAAGACACUAACUGAGGGUGCUCUGAAACGAGGUAGAAGGGAAUGUAUUUAUGGACCUCAGCCAUAAUUUGAAGCAGCAGCUUUUGUCCACUGUGUCCACAACUUGAACUUUAUUUUAAAAUGUGUGUUUGUAUUUAAAUUCUUUUGAUUUUUUUUAAUUACUGUUUUUAAAAUGAACAUAAGUUUCUCUUGAGUAUAAUGUAUUCAGUGAGCAAGAUCAGAAACCUUUACGUGUUCUGUCACAUAAUCAGGUCUUUAGCAUAAAGGUUGGGAAAACUCUGAAAGCAUCUUCUCGAAGCGCACUUUAGGCUAUCUUAAACCCCAUUCUGUCUGAUGCUGAUCCUUUUAAAAUCUCCAGUGAGAGUAUGAUUCGUUUGUCGUUGCUAGAUGUCAUUUUGUUAACACUGUACAAAGGCAGGGCAGCAUGUGAAACCAGCAAGUUGGUUUUUUAGUAUUGUAUUACUCUGAAAAAGAGAAAAACUAACCAGAUCUUUCUUUCUAGUGUGAAAUACUCUCCUUAGAUUGAGAGGACAUGUGCAAAUCCUCUGCUUUGAAUGCCUCAUUAUAAUCAAGUUACAAAAUGGAAGAAAAUGGUAUUAGGAAAAGAUUUUUGAGAAACUUAGCUCCAGUGGUGCAGAACAUGCACUUGUUAAAGUCUGCUCUCUCUCUCUCAUGAAGUCAGUGGGAAUCUUUAAUGGGAGUUACUGCAAGGCUGUAUGGUUUUUUUAAUGCACUAGCAGAUAUAAUUUCCCAUCCAGUCAUCUGCACAGUUGUGGUUGGUACACCAUAAAGGCUGAAGGCCAAAUCCUGCUGUCAUUGCACACAGCAGCCCUACUUCAGCAGGGAUCAUAAACAUGUACUUAUGUUACAUGAGUUAGUUGCACAAUUUUGAGGUUUUUGCUGAAGAGAAAUGGGAGAGGGUAGGCUUUCCUUCUGCUCGUUGAUCACAGGCUUUGUGUUUCCAAUGACUUUAUUAGAAGCAUCAUAUAUUUACAUGCUGCAGAAUGAGGCCUGCAUGGGGUGGGAAAGAUUUUUAUGAGUUUAGACCUGCCUAAGAAAACAUCAACCAUUCUAAUUUUAGACAAGUUGCAUUCCAUAUCCGUCUGUUUAGUGGAUCAGUCUGAUGUUUACUGCUUAGUAAAUUACAUUUAGUCUUUUUUUUUUUUUUAAGUUUCCUUGAGGGCUUUGCCUGCCAUCAGCUAGUGUAAAAUAGUGCCAAGGACUUCCAGACAUACCCUUAGAGCCAAACUGUGCUAGCUUCACAUACCACAGUCCCAUCAAAAGCAAGGAAAGCUGGACUGGGCACAUGAGCUGCAAACCCCCCGAUGUCCAGUUACAUGUCCUGCCUCGCUUCGUAGAGAUUGAUGACUUCCUGGAAAAAAAACACAUGGUGCCAAUUCACCCCAGUUAAAAAUGUAUUGAAGUCAAGGAAAUUAUAUUAGACAUGACUGUAGUCUACCAAUUCCCGUCCUGUGCAUAGGCAGAACUCCAAGGGAAAGUAAUGGGAGUUUCCGUUACGGAGUUUGCAGAACGAAGCCUACGUAAUGAACUAUGACAAAAUGUCAACUUUGUGUAAACUCUCCUGGUGGGUGUGUAUAAAGGUUUUUAAGAAAUCUUCAUUGGAACACACCAGAGAAUAAUAAAGUUGCACCUUGAUAGAAUAGCUUUAUAUGUAUAUACUCUAUGUAAAUUUUAAACCAGAGGAUACGUGUCAUUCCUUGUACAUAUCUGACUAGAACGGUGGCAGUGCUGUGCACUGCUGUUUAGGAGAUCCAGAUUCUCCAGUCUUGGGUUUCCAACUGUAAAGGCUGCAGGAGACUGCUUGGGACCAGCCAAAACAUAGGAUGGAUAGAUGCUCACCACCCACUGCUUAGAAAUGAAGGAGCAGGAAUUGGAACAGAUGUUGGCUAUGGAGAAGAUUGCUUGCCUCCACUCCUGGCUAAAGGACAAGUGCCUCCUUUGCUGUCGUCUCCAACAGAAGUGAUUUAUGGUCAAAGAGUGUGGAGAACAUUCAGAGCCCUACUUGGAUCAGUCUUUCAUAGGGGUCUGAGCUUAUAAGGAACCCACACUGCUGGCGUAACAUGGGAAGGUCCACGAAAAAGCAGUGUGUAUAUACAUCUACCUAUCUGUCUGUCUGUUAUCUAAUAGCCCAGUGUUUCUGUAUUGAAUGGUUUCAGUAACCUGUAAACAAGUGAUUGCUCCUGUUGUGUUACUGCUUUGAAGUUCUUUGCAUGCACUCUGGCAUAUAAUUCUUUAAGAAGAGAAAUUAUACAUAUUAUAUAUAUAUAUUGUAGCUUGCAAAAUAUUCAUGUUGAAGAGCCAUGUUUUGUGCAAAUUGUACAUUUAUGUUGUGAGCAAUAUUGCAAUAUGAACUUUUAUUAGUUGUUGGCAUUAAAACAUGUUUUUAUUGAUAGUAAAUUUGUCACAUUAUUUUUGAGCGUAUGUAUGUAUCCCAAGCUUUCAAACUCAGGCAUUAGAUCAACUACUGAAGGAGACUUUUUCUGUGCAGUAGAAAUAGCCCAGGCUUUCAGUAAAUAGGCAGGUAUGCAAGUCCCAUUCUGUUUAACCCAAGUUGCAAGGCUGAUUCUUCAUGCAGUUUAUCAGGCCAAUACUUCUCUUUUGUCAGUGCUGGAAUUCGUGUUUGGUAUGAGGAUGCUGUUGCCCUCAUUUAUAACAGAACUAAAACCCCAACCUUGCAAAACAAAGUGCUUAACUCCUACUGCCCUCUGUCUCUGCAGGUGCUUCAAUAUAAAUACAGUGAGGACUUAAGAACCUUCCAAUUUCCUGCCGGAUAGCCAAUGUUAUAUUUUCAGAUGUUCAUGCUACAUAGUUUUCAAUUUAGGGGCUAGAUAAAGUGUAAUACCACUAUGGCUUUAGGAAAGCUACAGUGUUUGGAGCUUGACCUUGAAACUUUUACCUGAUUUCUGAACAUCAUUGGUGGCUUUGUUUGCUCAAUGUUUACCUCUGAGAAAUGUAUGCUAUUGAUUUAAAUGUUUAAUAUAUUGACUGCCUUUUUUGUAUAUUUGUUAUCAUAAAGAUUUGGUUUAAAUGCUAACAAUUGUGGUCUAUUUUCAGACUUUAAAUAACAUACGGUUCUGUAUUUGGAAGGCAAAGUUAUUAAUGAAUAUAGCAAUUUGGUAUUUUAUUCCUAUUUUAUACAGCUGCCCCCAUAGGUUAUUAUCAGAUGGCAAUGAAUAUUGCUGAACAGCAGGUGGAACUCCUUUGAGCGUGUUUAUGAGCCAUCUCUGUUCAAUAAAAAUUCCAUUGUUUUCUAGCCUA
Molecule: messenger RNA, 16678 nt
Organism: Aquila chrysaetos chrysaetos
Lineage: Eukaryota; Metazoa; Chordata; Aves; Accipitriformes; Accipitridae
Gene: ABTB3
Product: BTB domain containing 11
Exons: 18
Coding region: 239-3424 (1061 amino acids)
Molecular function (GO): protein heterodimerization activity
Source: RefSeq, a predicted model, not a curated record